Molecule: messenger RNA, 565 nt
Organism: Miniopterus natalensis
Lineage: Eukaryota; Metazoa; Chordata; Mammalia; Chiroptera; Miniopteridae
Source: RefSeq, a predicted model, not a curated record
UUAGAGACGCAGCCAGGGCUGUGCCUCGACCUCCUUUGACAUCUCUGCCCCCCCCCCGCUGGCUCUUUACCCUGGCCCCCCUCUCCGAGCUGCUGGCUCCGGUGCUCGGAGCACACGCUGUCCAGGAGUUCCUAAGGGGGUGCACUCCCCAGAGCCCACGUCCCGACCCAUUUCCCCGCAGUGGUGGCCGUGGGCGCUGUGCCCGUGGUGCUGGGCGCCAUGGGCUUCACCAGCGCAGGAAUCGCUGCCUCCUCCGUAGCGGCCAAGAUGAUGUCAGCCGCCGCCGUCGCCAACGGGGGCGGAAUCUCCGCCGGUAGCCUGGUGGCUGCUCUGCAGUCCGUGGGGGCAGCUGGACUCUCCACAUCAUCCAACGUCCUCCUGGCCUCCGCUGGGUCAGUUUUGGGGGCCUUGCUGGGAGGUUCAAAACAGGCACCCCCUCCCUCUCCCCAGGCCUCACCCAGGGCUGAAAGUGACCAGCCAGGAGAAAAUGUGUCCAAAGUCAAACCUCUGAAACCCCCACUCAGGUCAGAGAAGCCUCAGAAAUAAAGAUCAUGUGCAGAUGCAC